This is a messenger RNA of Psilocybe cubensis, 1407 nucleotides long. RefSeq lists its product as uncharacterized. Gene Ontology annotation, biological process: dephosphorylation. The transcript is spliced from 13 exons. The record is from RefSeq and is a predicted model, not a curated record. NCBI's taxonomy places the organism in Eukaryota, Fungi, Basidiomycota, Agaricomycetes, Agaricales, Agrocybaceae. Bases 1 to 1407 code for a protein of 468 amino acids. Gene Ontology annotation, molecular function: phosphatase activity.
AUGCGCAAUACCGUUACGUGCUUCUUUGUUUGCUUUGCAAUUUCGACCGCAGCUGGAACUGUCAUCCACUAUCCCCCCAUAGCUUCAAACAUAAACAAUUUAACAUUUGCCUUGAAUGGAUUUGGUUCACCUGGAAUUUUUACAACGUCGAAGACACCAGACUCGCAGUACGGUGUAUACAACUGGUGCAACAUGCCGCAUGUAAGGCAAAGAGAGUACAUAAUGCCUGGGAAAAAUUAUACCUUGCAAUACGUGGAAAUAAUCCAGAGACAUCACAAGCGUACGCCAUACGCUUCCAAUACCUUUUUUAAAGAAGACGUUCCUUGGUCCUGUGAUGGAGCAGGUGCCACUUUCGGGUCCAUCAGUCCAAACGGCCCCGGUUCAAGUGUGUCGCCCGUUCAGUGGCGUGGAUAUAUAGACCAACAGAACCCAUGGACUACGUCAGUUGGACCUGGGUUCGCUGGGAGCUCAUGCCAAUUCCCUCAAAUAACCAGUCAAGGUCUUGAGGACUCAAUAACUCAUGGAUCUGAUCUACGUGCUGUGUAUGCAUCGAGACUUGGACUUGGUCCGACAUUCGAGCCUACAAAGGCCAUAAUCAGAGUGACAAACAAUGUUAUUACGUCCCAGGUUGCCUCAGGCCUUGUUGCAGGGCUUUUCCCCCUCUCCAAAUCCCACGAUGUAGCUGUUCUGAUCCAAUCCUCUACAAUUGACUCUUUAGAACCAACAUAUUCCUGCAAUGCUGCUUCCAAAUUGCUAUCAGACUACACAACUGGCUCCUCUGGAGAGCUAUGGAAAGAUCACUUAGCGCAGGCAGCACCGCUGUAUUCCAGGUUGGACAAUAUAUCAGGAAUUGCUACUCUUGAUACUGCUGGUUGGCACUCCAGCCUAGAUCAUUACUACGACAAUUUGAGUGCUAAACAGUGCCAUGGGAAGACCCUUCCAUGUAACCUAAAUGAUACGUCAGAAUGUGUCACUCAAAAAGACGCCAAUACAGUGUAUCGACUUGGGAAUUGGGAAUACUCAUACCGAUUUCGUGAUGCCCCAGCAUCGGCGGAGUACUCUAGUCUUCGUUAUGGUGCAUGGGUCUUGGAACUGAAAUCUCACUUGCAAAACAAUAUCAACGGAACGUCUAAUGUUGCGCACGAUGGCUCUGUAUCUGCUCUGCUUGGUUUCCUACAAAUAGAUCAAAUGGUCUGGCCGGGGAUGGGAUCUGAGAUUGUAUUUGAGCUGUAUAGCUCUGCAGACCAGCCCAAUGAACAUUUUAUACGGGUUCUUUGGGGAGGCCAGCCGAUGAAGACAUCAACGCCCUUAGGCCUGCUCGAUAUGAUACCAGUAACAAUAUUUUUCGAUUAUAUUGAUUCGAUGAUUGGAACAUCCAAAGACUUAUUCACAAAUUGCAAUCAGUGA